Endocarpon pusillum Z07020 is the source of this 828-nucleotide messenger RNA. RefSeq lists its product as uncharacterized. The coding region runs from base 1 to 828 and encodes 275 amino acids. Gene Ontology annotation, biological process: mRNA export from nucleus. The record is from RefSeq and is a predicted model, not a curated record. Gene Ontology annotation, cellular component: nucleus. The transcript is spliced from 4 exons. Gene Ontology annotation, molecular function: mRNA binding. Lineage: Eukaryota; Fungi; Ascomycota; Eurotiomycetes; Verrucariales; Verrucariaceae.
AUGUCAGGCAAGCUCGAUCAGUCACUUGACGAGAUCCUCAGCACACGCCGAAAGGCUAAUCGAGGACGUCGCCCUCACAAGCCUGCAAAGACUACUGGCACGACGGCUAAGAUUGCUCCUGUAGGAGGAGUCAAGAAGUCGGUGAAAUCGGCCAAGUCCGCCACUAAAGGAGUUCCAAGUGGACCAUCAGCUCCUCCAAAGGAGAGCAAAAUCAUUGUCACCGGCUUGCCCCAUGAUGUCAAUGAAGCCCAAAUCAAGGAAUACUUUGCCAAAUCUGUUGGACCAGUUAGAAGAGUUUUGAUGACCUACAACCAAAACGGGCGCAGUCUCGGCGUUGCUACAAUCAUCUUUUCGAAGGCAGAUGCUGCGGUGAAAGCGGCUAAAGAUCUGAAUGGCAUGCUCAUUGAAGUUAUUGUGGAUGCAAGCAACGCACCAGCUCCACCAACUGUGAAGAGUCUAGGAGAUCGUGUGGCGUAUGCAAGAUCUAAUAAGUCUGGUUCAUCAACACCACUGACCAAAGCUAGCGCAAACCCAAAAGCUCAGCCGAGGUCUGCUACCUCUACCAAAGCUACCAACGGCGCUGGCAAGAAAGCAGCGAACAAGGCAAAAAAGCGAGGCAAGAAUGCGACCCGUUCCAAGCCAAAGACAGCCGAAGAGCUCGACGCUGAGAUGACCGAUUACUUCACAAACAACAAUGGCGGCGCCACUACCAACAUGACUGACGCAAAUGGCACUGCGAGUGGAAAUGCUCAACCAGCCACGGCUGGCGGAGAGGACCUUGGAAUGGACGAGAUAUCUGUGAGCUCUUCGGUCGAAUUCAUCACCUAG